This is a messenger RNA of Durusdinium trenchii, 915 nucleotides long. Lineage: Eukaryota; Dinophyceae; Suessiales; Symbiodiniaceae. The record is from the annotation of a GenBank genome assembly.
AUGCGCCAUAAUGCGCCUGUUGCAUUUCACCAGCGCAUUCAACGAGGCGUCCAGUUCUACGACGCUUGGCUCAAAGCGAUCACAGUAGCCUCACCAUCGGUUUUCGCCAACAUCACGAACAGGCUGCAGAACAUGGCAGAGAGGAGAACAAGCAGUGAAAGCACUUUGAAUGGUGGCUUUCAGAUGACCCUACAAAGCUUCGGAGACUACUCGAAGUGCAUGGAGGGCAACGAGGGAACAAGCAGUGAAAGCACCUUGAAUGGUGGCUCUCAAAAGACCCUACCAAGCUUCAAAGACUACUCGAAGUACAUGGAGGGCAACGAGAGAACAAGUGAAGGCACCUUGAAUGGUGGCUUACAAAGCUUCGGAGACUACUCGAAGUACAUGGAGGGCAACGAGGGAACAAGCAGUGAAAGCACCUUGAAUGGUGGCUUUCAAAAGACCCUACCAAGCUUCAAAGACUUCUCGAAGUACAUGGAGGGCAACGAGAGAACAAGUGAAGGCACCUUGAAUGGUGGCUUUCAGAUGAGCCUACAAAGCUUCAGGGACUACUCGAAGUACAUGGAGGGCAACGAGAGAACAAGCAGUGAAAACACCUUGAAUGGUGGCUUUCAAAUGACCCUACAAAGCUUCGGAGACUACUCGAAGUACAUGGAGGGCAACGAGAGAACAAGCAGUGAAAACACCUUGAAUGGUGGCUUUCAAAUGACCCUUCGAAGCUUCGGAGACUACUCGAAGUACAUGCAGGUCAACCAGGGAGGAAGUAGUGGUGGUUCUCGAACGACUCUACAAAGCUUCGGAGAUUACCUGAAGGACAUGCGAGGAGAGCUGUGCAAAUGCGCAGGGCGUAGGAAGUGCCAAUGUGAUGGCCUGCGCGCGCGCCCGCAGGAAUACCGUGGCACGUAUGCAAUUUGA